Molecule: messenger RNA, 5511 nt
Organism: Adineta ricciae
Lineage: Eukaryota; Metazoa; Rotifera; Eurotatoria; Adinetida; Adinetidae
Source: the annotation of a GenBank genome assembly
AUGUUAGGGGAUGUUUCUUCUUCGUUUGAUCUAUUCUGUCCGUCGGAUCUCUUUCGUUGUGAUACAAAUCGGUGUUUACCCUAUGCAUUCGUUUGUAAUGGAGAAUACAAUUGUCAUGAUCAAACCGAUGAACUGAACUGUUCGAUUCCGACAAACACGAAUGAUUUAUGUCCGAACAAUUACUCGGUUAGUUGUGAACAAGAUAUUCUUCAUAGUAGACGUUUUAUGGAACAUGCAAUUCACGAUGAAUACACAAGACCCAUACAGAUUUGUAUCAAGCGAUCAUCAGUUUGUGAUGGAAUUAGCGAUUGUCGAAAUGCUAUCGACGAACAAUGCGUGAAGAAAAAUCCGUUGAUUGUUUGUACAGACGACGAAUAUCAUUGUAAAAUAACAAAUCGUUGCAUACCAAAGCGAUGGCGUUGUAACGGAAUUAAUGAUUGUCUUGAUUCAUUUGCAUCUGAUGAAUUAGAUUGUCCGAUUAAUCGGAAAUGUGCAUCAAAUGAAUUUCCUUGUCGAUCGAUUCAUCAAUGCGUAUUAUCAACGGCCGUUUGUGAUGGAAUACAAGAUUGUAUGGAUGGAAGUGAUGAAUCAUCAUCGAUAUGCUUAUUUCCUCGCUUUUGUACACGUGAUCAAUUUUCGUGUAAAUCAACCAAAUUAUGUAUUCCGAAGUCGAAUGUUUGUGAUACAAUAAGUCAAUGUCAUGACCGAAGCGAUGAAAUGUUUUGUACGUGUCCAGUAGAAGAUUAUCUAAGUCGCAAGUUAUUCUAUCGAUGUGGUUUAACGAAUAAAUGUUUACCCAGAAAUAUCGAAUGUCACCUCAAACGGCAAUGUCAUUCGACGCUUUUUCCAGACGAUGACGACGACGACGAAAUCGAAUGCCCAGCUCUGAAUCAAACAUGUUCCAUGAAUCAACCAUGUCUAGGCACAAAUCAAUAUUGCGAUGUUCAUCGAUAUCAACGCUGUAUUUGCAAAGAAGGCUAUCGAAUGAAUCAAACAACAGGUUUAUGCGAAGAUAUUGAUGAAUGUCGCGAACGAGUCAUUUGUGAUCAUUAUUGUGUUAACACACUCGGAUCAUACCAUUGCUCGUGUCAUGAAAAUUAUCAAUUGAAAUCGGAUAAACAUACAUGCACACGUCGACUAGAUCUGAUUCCAUCAGGAUACAUGUACAGUAUAUUAAAGAAUGGAAUCUAUAAGUUAAAUCUAAAUGAUGACAAUGAAAUUGUAGCGAAUAAUCAAACAUCACUUACAUUGACCGAACAUGCUUAUUUAUUAGAUUAUGAUACAAUUGAAAACGAUCUUUAUUUUGCCGAAUGUACAAAACCGCUUCGAUUAAUUCUUAUGACAUGUCCGAAGACCAAAGGCAUAUUUCGAGUUCGUCUAAACCAAUCGGUGACUCGAAAAGAAUUAAUUAUCGAUGGACGUGAUUAUACAUCGAUUCAAUCUUUGGCUGUUGACUGGUUGCAUAGAAAUAUUUAUUUUGUUAAUACACGCUUUCAAACGAUUGAUGUUUGUCGGUUGAACGGAAGUUUUUGUCAGACGAUUCUUCAUCAAACGUUCAGCGAUUAUCUACCACAAAAGCUUGUUUUAUAUCCCGAAAAAGGUCUACUUUUUUACACCGCAAGUGUCAAAUCUCGUGCACAACAUGUCAUCCGUUUGGGAAUGGAUGGAACAAAUUUCAAACUCUUAUUUACUCACAAAACAUCGAAUGAUGGGCUUUAUCUUCGAUCAUUAUUGACCCUUGAUCAAAUCAAUCAUCAUUUGUAUUUCUAUAAUGGCCUUGAUAAAAUAUUUGUUUUAAAUAUGCAUGGCGAUGUUCUUCACAUACAAUACGAAGCAAUAGAUCGAUUUCAUUCGUUCAGAAUAUAUGCCGAUAAAGUUUAUAAAGCAUUUGAAGAAGUGAACGAAACGCAUCGUAGUGAAUUUCGUAUCAAUGCAAAGUAUGCACUGGGCACGACAUUAUUAGAACCAGGAUUCGUCUUACAGCCAGGUCAAGAUGUACAUAGUUCAUACAAUAAAAGUCGAACAUCAAUGUUGAAUUCUUUGCGCAAUCUUUACCAUUUCUCAUAUUCUUUGCAUAUGAUUGAUUUUGUUAUUGUUGAUAUGCAUGGAAAGAAAGUGUCGGAUAUGCGGUGUAAACAGUGUGAACAAUUAUGUUUCCCGAAUGUUCGGAACCAAACUGAGAUUUCUUGUGGUUGUGUUCAAUAUUAUCAUCUUGCGAACGACGGACAUUCGUGUACGCCUGGGUGUCCUGAACAUUUUUUUAAUUGUCCAAUAUCGAGAAAAUGUAUUCCGUUUUAUCAACACUGUGAUGGAAUUGUCGAUUGUUUGUUCAAUGAAGACGAAACUAAUUGUCAAAAUUGUAAUACUACAACACCGUCGUUUCGUUGUUCGCGCAGUUCACAGUGUAUAUCUGCAGAUGAUAUGUGUAACAAUCGAAGUGAUUGUGCACAUAGUGAAGAUGAACAUGAUACAAUUUGCAAACAUUUCUGUGAAUGGCCAAGUGUAAAUACUUGCAUCAAGAAAUAUCCUAAUUUAUGUUCCAAUGAAGAAUUCUAUUGUGAUGGAAAAUGUGUAUCGAUUAUACAUCGAUGUGAUGAUAAACCAUACUGCUAUGAUGGUAGUGAUGAACCAUUCGAUUGUGCUAAUGUGAGAUGUCCAUAUGAAUAUUUCAAAUGUCCACUGUCGGGAAAAUGUGUUCCAUAUGAAAAAAUUUGUGAUGGUAUUGAAGAUUGUCCAAUAAUCGAUAGAAUAAAUGAAAUCUCGGCAGAUGAAAGAACCAAAACGUGCAACUUGAUACUAAACCAUUUAACAAAUUUAACGAUGACGACACCAAUCGUGCCUUCACAGAUACGUAUGACAUGUGAGUCAAUCGAUUUAUUUCGGUGUAAAACAAGUAAUUUUUGUAUCAAUCGAACAUAUGUUUGCGAUGGUGAUUUGGAUUGUUCCGACUCUUCGGAUGAAGAAAAUUGUGAAAACUACAAUAUUAAUGGUUUAAUAUCGUUGUCGUUACAUAAGGAUUAUACAUGUAUGAAUGGCUACCGUUGCGCUCAGCAACGCCAUGAAUUAGAUGAUUAUAAUUCUCAGUGUAUAUCAUUGAUUGAAUUAUGUGAUGGUAUUAGUCAAUGUCCUCUAGGAGAUGAUGAACAUUACUGGCGUUGCCAAAAUUGCUCGAAUUGUGAUUCGAUGUCCAGUUAUUGUGAAGUGAUUAAUCGUUUGCCGAUAUGUCAAUGUAAGAGUGGUUUUGUACAAUUAGCAAAUCAAAGUUGUGUAUUAGAAGAUACUCUUUGUACAUGGUCUUACAAUACCUGUCCACACAAGAAUUUCUCUCGAAUAGGAGAAAAUUUUGAUCUUUGUCCAACGAAAAGUUCUUCAAUAGAAUGUCAAUGCGAUCGUGGCUAUGAAAUGAAGAAGAAUGCUAAUGGCGAUCCGUCAUGCGUGACACAAACAACACGGACAUUCGAUAUCAUGCUCAAUCCUCGUUCAACAUUCUAUCUCUACCAAUACAAUCUGAUCGUGACACCAGUGAAUCCAUCUCAUCAGUUGAUCGAUGCGGUAUUUGUACCAUAUGAUCGAACUACUUGGUGUCUUCUCUACACUGAACAACGCAGUGGAGAGGCAUUUAUCUGGCAACAAAAACUUAAUCAUCAAUUAAAUUCAACAAUUCAAGCUGCGACGAAUGCGACAAAGAUCUGGUCUUCAUCGUUAUUUUACUUUACAUCAUUGGAUGUUGACUGGAUCCAUCGUUUUGUUUACGCUCUCUACGAAGAUCCAACGUCAUCCACGAACGGCAUCGAAAUCUUAUACUCAACGACAAACGAUUAUACACAUUUGAUAUUCGUCAAUCGAUUGACAUUUUCGAAUACAAAGACAAUUUCAUCAAUUAAUGUUCAACCUUUACAAGGAUAUCUUUACAUCAGUGCAUAUUACGAUGCUCAACAUUCGUUUGUGUAUCGAAGUUUGCUCGACGGAUCAAAUCUUGAAAUCUUCUUAACACUUCAAUAUCCAGUAUUAAGCAUGACAGUCGACUAUCGUCAUCCACGGCUAUACCUGAUGUUAUCAAAUGGAGAUAUUGACAGUUAUACAACUGACACACACCAAGCGUGGAAAACGAGUAUUUAUUCAAUAAAAAAUCAUCGACCGUAUUCAAUUGAGCUACAUGAUGAUACACUUGUUUUAAUGAUAUUGAAUACGACGGAUUCAACUUAUGACGAAAUUUGGGUGGACAAGUUUGGUCGAGCAGUACUCGAAAAACAUCGCAAACUUAAGUCAUCCAUCAUUGUCCGAUAUUCACAUGAGUUUAAAUAUCCAACGAUGGACACGUCAAAUAUGGUUCACCGAGUUUGUUCGGAUUCAUCAUGUCCCAGUGAUCGUAUAUGCAUAACGACUCCAUCUUAUCAACCAUUGUGCGUAACUCCCGGACAAAUGAAUCGAUGUGGUUCAUCAUGUCAUAGUCGUGGUAUAUGUUCUAAUGGUCGUUGCGUUUGUUCAAAUCGAACUUAUGCUGGUGAUGCUUGCGAAAUGUGCCAAUUGUCAGAUACGAUGAAUGUUGGCUGUUUUUAUGCUGGUAAUGAUUCUCAACCGUCUUGUAUGUGCUAUUUGUCAUCAUCAAAAACACGACGAACUCCUUACUUGUGUUCAGUAUUCAAAAAUGAGCGUGAAGAAAUCGAAGUCCCCUGUGAUCUUAUUACUAUGCCAGUGAAACGCGAAAGUUGUUCGCGAUCAUUAUUUUCUGAGUCAUUGUGCGGCGAUACCACUCAUUCAUUGAUAUUUCAUGUGCAGACACAAACUUGUGUCUGUAGAGAAGUGUUCAAAAGAAAACCAAGUUGUCUAAACACUGGGCUUCUAAUCGUCGACGAUGAUAAAAACUCAUCAAUAUGCUCUUGCGCAUUGCCAUUUUUUGGCAAUCAAUGUCAAUGGUCACCAUGCAGUAACCAUUGUCAAAACAAUGGCACCUGUAUGCUGAAUGGAAGCAAACCUAUCUGCAUUUGCUUGAAUGGCUUUGCUGGUGCACAAUGUCAAGAGAAUUUAUGUCGACCGAUUUUUUGUGAACAUCAAGGAGUAUGUGUUGUGGAAAAUAAUGAACCUACAUGCCGUUGUCGAUCUGGCUUCACUGGCUACUAUUGUCAUAUUCGACGAUACAAACCUUGGCGUUCAUGGAUUUUCAUCGCGACUCUCGGCAGUAUUGUUUGUAUUAUCAUUUAUAUCUGUGUUCGACACAAUUCCAAAUUUCUUCGAUUAAAAUAUUCGUUUACGUAUCGUCAUUUACGCGAACAAAUCGGUCUGCAAGGCAGUUCGACAAACACAAUGUAUUCUCAUGUUCCUACGAGUGAUUCGUAUAUUCAGGAUUGUCAAGCAGAAGACGCGUUACACGAUGAACAGCAAAGAUUUUCUUUGGAAAUGACUGAUACUCAAUUGAAUCACCAUUCCGAUGAAUAUCAACAAGAUGCAUUUUGUAUUGAUGAGAAACAACCAAUAUUCAAUGGCGAUCGGACUGCAACCAUCAAGAUUUAA